Molecule: messenger RNA, 2109 nt
Organism: Cadophora gregata
Lineage: Eukaryota; Fungi; Ascomycota; Leotiomycetes; Helotiales; Ploettnerulaceae
Exons: 5
Coding region: 1-2109 (702 amino acids)
Biological process (GO): DNA-templated transcription; regulation of DNA-templated transcription
Molecular function (GO): zinc ion binding; DNA binding; DNA-binding transcription factor activity, RNA polymerase II-specific
Source: RefSeq, a predicted model, not a curated record
AUGAACUCUCAGGAGGGAGACGGCGAGGGAAGCGCCGCAUCGCAACAUGGCCGGCCAUGUCACGGCUGUCGCAAACGAAAGGUGCGCUGCGACAAGAUGCGACCGUGUUCCAACUGUGUGCGCUCCAAACAAUUGUGCACGUACGAAAGCAGUGACAGCGCCCUCGGUUCAUCGCGGGAUGUAAACAAUGCAGCGAUGUCGACAGAUGCAGAGCUGCGAGAACGGCUGGAGAGGCUGGAGGCUCUGAUGAAGUCGAUGAUGGUCGGCGAGACGACCCCCGGACGGUUGGGUACCAGCAGCCCGGAAUUCAGUAAUCCUUCGCUAAGAGGCUCUACCACACCCACCUUGACUGCACCUGGAACACAACAGUAUCAAACAGGUAUAUCUGCAGUAUUCUCGGGCGUCGAGAGAUCACCUAAUCAGAAUGAAAGUGGUGCACCAGUUGGUCAGAUCUUAUUUCAAGAUGGCUACAGUGCCUACUUCGACUCGGACUUUUGGCCCGGUCUGAUCACCGAGGUUGAAGAUCUGAGACAAUUGUUUGAUGAUCCAAUUACCGAUAAUAAUAGUUCUUCUCAUUGGACUUCGAUGUCCGUACUGGGCAUGCCUUCUCCAUUAUCUGGAUCGGAGUUCGGCUUAGCACACCCUUCAAUUGAAGAAAGCAAUAUGCUAUGCAAAUACUUCUUUGAAACAGUAAACCCAUUUACGCGAGCUCUCCAUUCUUCAUUAUUUGCUCGCGAGUUGAGCAUGUAUCGACGCGGUACUUUCCACUUACCACAUGAGUUUGAAGCACUACUCUUCUCCAUUUACACCUUGACAGUGAAUAGCCUGCGUGCGGAAGUGGUCGAGAGGAUCUUUUCAACCUCGAAGGAUGACCUACUGUCUCGGCUGAAAGUGUCAACUCAGGUUGCUCUAACGAGAAUAUAUUUCCACAAGACCGAGAAGAUUCAUGGGCUCGGCGCUCUUUUACAUUACUUGACCUUUCUCUUCCAACAAAACCUCUACAGAGAUGCAGUCCCUCUACUCUCAAUUGCUGUUCGUCUCGCUCAAAAUAUGGGCAUCCAGCGCGACGCACGACACUUCCCCUUCUCACCCUGGGUAACCGAGAUCCGAGCCAGAAUAUGGAACCACAUCUGCAUUCUCGACGCCCAAGCCAUCGCAUACUACGGAGCUGAAUCCUGUCUUCCUCCAACAUCCGACUGUCUCCCACCCAGAAACGCAAACGAUCGAGACUGGCACGCUAGUCGAUUUGCCAACCCGUCAUCAGUACCUCCUAAUGUCUUGGGGUUCAAAGACAUGACGUUUGCUCUGGUACAUCGCGAAAUAGCUGAUGCGACUCGGCUACUCGCCACAAUUGACGGUACUGAUUUGGAUAAACGGCAUAAAAUCCUAAGUCAAGUUGAAGCGUCACUCAGCCAGAAAUACCUUGGUAGGAUAGAUCGAGCAAAUCCAUCACAAACAGUAAUUGCUGCACUCGUCGAAGUGCGCCUGUCAAGUCUCAGACUCUGUCUCCGCCAUCGACAGACUGAGACCUUAAAAGUCCAUCCUUCAGAUCCGCAAAGACAUCAAGUGUUCCUCGCAGCCGUCGAACUUCUCGAAGCAAUAACCUACCACAUCAGCAGCUUCACCCCCCUCAACUGCGAAUGGCUUUUCUCAACCCCUGUCCCCUUCCUCGCCACCUCCAUCGCCUUAACAGACAUGCGGCACGCCACCCGCCAAAACGACAAAGAGCGUGCACAGCGACAAAUCGACAACGUCUUCUCUCGCUUCUCAUCUUCCCCCGUCGCAUCAACCAAAAUGUGGAAAGUCCUCAUAGAAUUACGCAGGAAUAUGAUGGAUGAAGGCACGCACAGCUCAACACAAGUACUCGUAGGAGGAGGAACUGUCGGUAGUUGCGAAAGUACAACGAUGCCUGGAGACACAGGUGGUGGAGCGGGCAGUGGUGCUGCGGCGUUUGGGUUUGGUGAUGAUUUGAUGUUGGAUUUUGGUGGUGGUGGGACGGGGCCUGGGAGGAGGGAUGGGGAUGGGGAUGGGACCUAUGAUGAGUUUGCUAUGAUGGGGGAUUUGCAGAAUUUACCGUGGUAUGCUUGGACUGAGGGGGGAUCGAGAUGA